This is a messenger RNA of Drosophila ananassae, 2037 nucleotides long. RefSeq names its product tRNA-dihydrouridine(47) synthase [NAD(P)(+)]-like (gene Dus3). The transcript has 4 exons. Gene Ontology annotation, molecular function: tRNA dihydrouridine synthase activity; flavin adenine dinucleotide binding; RNA binding. Gene Ontology annotation, biological process: tRNA processing. NCBI's taxonomy places the organism in Eukaryota, Metazoa, Arthropoda, Insecta, Diptera, Drosophilidae. Bases 77 to 1897 code for a protein of 606 amino acids. The record is from RefSeq and is a predicted model, not a curated record.
AGGUCUUGGUGCUAGCUCAGCUGAUCGAUAAAGAAAACAAAGACUACCAGCACGUGCGAUUUGUUUAUUGUGAAACAUGGAGCCGGGCAUUUGCUAUAUCAAGCCAGAAUACAUCGUAGCUGAAGUCAAUGCUGGGAAGGAGGUAACAGCGCCAGACAACGGCGAAAGCAACAAGAGAAAGCAUGAGGAUGGAGAUUCAAAUGAAUCCGGCGACAGAAAAAAGUGGAACAAAAAGGAGCGAAAGCGGGGCCAGAAUAAGAAUCGUCCAGUGUUCAAGGAUGAGAGGUACUCGCAUCUGUGCCACUCUCUGAUGGACGGUCGUGGUGGAGAACCAUGCACCUUGGAAAACUGUCGCUACGUCCACGAACUGGACGACUAUUUGGCGGCAAAGGGCGAGGAUCUGGGCCCGGAGUGCUAUGUGUUCACCACUAAAGGAUACUGUGCUAGGGGAGUCAGCUGCCGCUUUGCCAAGGCUCACACGGAUGACAAAGGAAGAAAUAUAAAAAAGGAAGGUUAUGAUGAGAUUUCUAGCCAGACAACUUUCAAUGGCAUAAGUUCAGAUCUCCAGGUUCGUCUUCGGAAGCAUGACUACGACUUCAGUCGAACCAAAGAACUCAUUAAACAGGCAGAGAAGCUCCGCGACGAACGAAAGCAACAGAUCCAAUCAGACAAGGACAAACAGGAAGUACCUGGAGAAGGAAAAGAGUCGGGAGAAGAGUCUCAGGAUAAGAAUAAGCUACCAGAAUCAAAUGAUGAGCCGUCUGUGGCCAAUAACAACCCAACUGGUUGCGUUAUCGACGAUUCUCCUAGUGGAAGAGAUGCUACCCGCAAGCCUGCUGUCGAUUUUAGGGAGAAACUUGUCCUGUCACCCCUGACCACUGUGGGCAAUCUGCCGUUUCGACGCAUCUGCAAGGAGUUCGGUGCGGACAUCACCUGUGGCGAGAUGGCCUGUGCCCUGCCUCUGCUAAAAGGAAUGGGCCAAGAGUGGGCUUUGACUAAACGCCACCAGAGCGAGGAUGUGUUCGGGGUGCAACUGUGCGGCAAUAAUCCGAAUACUAUUUCCCAGGCAGCUCAGUUGAUUGAGGAGACGGCGAAAGUGGACUAUAUAGAUUUGAACAUCGGUUGUCCCAUCGACUUGAUCUAUCAGCAGGGCGGGGGCAGUGCUCUCAUGCGGCGCACCAACAUCCUGGAGUUAACUGUCCGCAGUUGCUCGGCUUUGUCGGAGAGGUUGCCGUUCACUGUUAAGAUGCGCACCGGCAUAUACGCGGACAAGAGCGUGGCGCACGAGCUCCUACCUCUGGUUGAGGAGUGGGGCGCAUCCGCUGUAACGCUGCACGGCCGUUCAAGGGAACAGCGGUACACCAAGCAUGCGAAUUGGAAUUACAUCGAGGAGUGCGCCGCUAAAGCCAAGCAGAUGCCAGUGAUUGGAAAUGGCGACAUUCUCAGUUACGAGGACUACCUGGAGCGCCGUACCCUGGCUCCACAUGUGAGCUCCGUUAUGAUCGGUCGCGGGGCGCUCAUCAAACCAUGGAUCUUCCAGGAGAUCAAGGAGCAGAAGGCUUGGGCUCCCUCAUCCAGUCAACGCUUCGAACUGAUGCGCAAGUUCUGUAACUACGGAUUGGAACACUGGGGCUCUGAUACUAAAGGUGUGGAGACAACGCGGCGUUUUCUUCUAGAAUGGCAGUCAUUUCUGUACCGAUACAUACCCGAGGAACUCCAGCAGGCUCCGCCCCAGAAGAUUAAUGCUCGUCCGCAGAAGUACCGUGGCCGUGACGAAAUGGAGACGCUGAUGAGUUCCGGCAAUGCGUCCGAUUGGGUCAAGCUGAGCGAAUCCCUACUGGGUCCUGUUCCCGAAGGCUUCACUUUUGUGCCCAAGCACAAGGCGAAUGCUUUCUAAAAAGCACCCUUUUGUAAAACACUUAUAAUUAAAACGAAUUAAUAGCUGAUUCCGUAGAGUAGCAAUAACGAUUUAUCAGACCAUUAAACUUUUGUUAAAUUACUUGUAUGUUUUUAAAAUAUAUAUUUACUUUAUGGUUA